Messenger RNA from Charadrius vociferus (killdeer), 2499 nucleotides. RefSeq names its product fem-1 homolog a (C. elegans) (gene FEM1A). The record is from RefSeq and is a predicted model, not a curated record. The transcript has 2 exons. The coding region runs from base 1 to 2049 and encodes 682 amino acids. Gene Ontology annotation, molecular function: protein binding. NCBI's taxonomy places the organism in Eukaryota, Metazoa, Chordata, Aves, Charadriiformes, Charadriidae.
AUGGCCAGUGCUGGGCAGAAACGCCGUUUCAUGGUCCAGCCGCUGGCCGGGCAGGGACACACAAAUCGUUUGGGCGGCCGGAGCCGGGAGGAGCUGGAGGCGCUGACGGCGGGGCCCGGCGGGGGGGACGGCCCCGGGGGAGGCAGCACCCCGCUGCUGAUCGCCGCCCGGCACGGGCACCUGGAGGUGGUGGAGUACCUGCUGGAUCACUGCGGCGCCCGCGUGGAGGAGGGAGGUUCGGUCAACUUCGAUGGGGAGACCAUCGAGGGGGCCCCGCCGCUCUGGGCGGCUUCCGCUGCCGGGCACCUGGGGGUGGUGCGCAGCCUCCUGGAUCACGGCGCCUCGGUGAACCAGACCACGCUGACCAACUCCACGCCGCUGCGGGCAGCUUGCUUUGAUGGGCACCUGGAGAUCGUGCGCUACCUAGUCGGGGAGCGCGGGGCUGACCUGGAAGUAGCCAACCGGCACGGACACACUUGCUUGAUGAUUUCUUGCUACAAAGGGCACCGGGAAAUUGCACGUUACUUGCUAGAGAAAGGCGCCGAUGUCAACCGCCGGAGCGUGAAGGGGAAUACAGCCCUGCAUGACUGCGCCGAGUCCGGCAGCCUGGAGAUCCUGCAGCUACUGCUCCGUUCCAAAGCCCGCAUGGAGAAAGACGGCUAUGGCAUGACUCCUCUGCUAGCUGCCAGCGUUACCGGUCACACCAACAUUGUGGAGUACCUCAUCCAAGGAGGGCUGCAGCAGGAGGAGGAGGUUGCAGGGAGCCAAAAUGGGACCUGUGCGUCAGGUGGGAGCCAUCAGAGGUGCUGCAGCGCUGGCAAGGAAACUCCUCAGGGCUGUGACGAAGAGGAGUGUGAGAGAUGUUGUGCCUCAGCUUCCAGUCAGGAUGAGCAGCAGGUCCCUAACGUGUUCUGCACUCGAGAGGCUGCUGUGGAAGCGCUGGAGUUGCUGGGUGCUACGUUUGUGGAUAAGAAACGUGACCUUUUGGGAGCCCACAAGUACUGGCGAAGGGCGAUGGAGCUUCGGUGUGAGGGUGGGCAAUACCUGCCUAAACCUGAGCCCCGGCAGCUGGUGUUGGCCUACGACUAUUCCCGGGAAGUGAGUUCGCUGGAGGAACUGGAAGCUUUGAUUACUGAUCCAGAUGAGAUGCGCAUGCAGGCGCUGCUGAUUAGAGAGCGCAUCUUGGGUCCUUCCCACCCAGACACUUCCUAUUACAUCCGUUACCGAGGGGCAGUCUAUGCUGACUCCGGCAACUUCGAACGCUGCAUUAACCUGUGGAAGUACGCACUGGACAUGCAGCAAGGCAACCUGGAGCCUCUCAGCCCGAUGACUGCCAGCAGUUUCCUUUCCUUUGCUGAGCUUUUCUCUUACGUGCUUCAGGACCGCUCCAAAGGCACUUUAGCUACCCACUUGGGCUUCUCUGACCUGAUGGGAGUGCUGAGCAAAGGGGUCCGGGAGGUGGAGAGGGCGCUCGUGCAUGGCAAGGACCCUGUGGUUGACUCGGCGCAGUUCACCAAGACACUGGCCAUUAUCCUCCACCUGGUCUUCUUGCUGGAGAAAGUGGAGUGCACCCCGGAGCAGGAGCACCAGAAGCGCCAGACUAUCUACCGCCUGCUAAAGUGCAGCCCCCGGGCCAAGAAUGGCUUCACUCCUUUGCAUAUGGCUGUGGACAAAGAUACCACAACAGUGGGACGUUAUCCCGUGGGCAAGUUCCCAUCGCUGCACGUUGUGAACUUGCUUCUGGAGUGUGGGGCUGACCCAGAUAGCCGUGACUAUGACAACAACACCCCGCUGCAUGUUGCUGCCCGCAACAACUGCCCGCUGAUCAUGAGUGCCCUGAUGGAGGCUGGAGCCCACAUGGACGCCACCAAUGCCUUCAAGCAGACCGCUUAUGAGCUGCUGGAUGAGAAGCUGCUCACCAAGAGCAUGAUGCAGCCCUUCAAUUACAUCACCCUCCAGUGCCUUGCUGCUCGCGCCCUGGAUAAGCACAAGAUUCCCUACAAGGGUUUCAUCCCCGAGGAGCUGGAAGCCUUCAUUGAACUGCACUAGGGUGGGAGAGCUGAAGUCCUCAGCCUUUCCCAUCACCUGUCUCACCCCGCAGAGGCAGUGCAGCCUGAGAUCUCAGGCCGUCCUUGCCGAGGUGCCGAAGGCUGUCGCUGAGCUGAGAUGGGCUGCGAGCUUUGUCCUCAUCUGUCACCAUCAAGCUGGUGUGCGCAGGGCUAGGGGAGGAGGAGGCUCGAGAGCUCAAGGCUGUCCCUCAUUGUUGUCAUCUUCAGGUACCAGAUAUCUCCAGAGCACUGUAUCCAGAGAAGGCCACAGCCCCUGCCCUUUCCAUGCCAACCGCCUUGUCCUGAGAAGGAAGGAAAAUGGAGAUUCCCUGGGACUUGCUGCCUCUCCCAUUAGUGCUGGAUUAACUCAGCGUUAAGCUUUGGAGCAGCUACGCAUCACACCCGUGCUCUAGCCCUUCCCAUCCCAAAUACCGAACAGAUAGGAAUGCAA